Molecule: messenger RNA, 4160 nt
Organism: Drosophila albomicans
Lineage: Eukaryota; Metazoa; Arthropoda; Insecta; Diptera; Drosophilidae
Exons: 3
Coding region: 1614-2165 (183 amino acids)
Source: RefSeq, a predicted model, not a curated record
GUCGACAAUUUUAUUUCGAACGCGACGCACGGUUUAAGCGGAUGAACAAGGGCAUAACAAAAAAGUAUUUGCGUUGUUUUUGCUUAUAAUGAAAAUGAAAUGAAAAAAACAUACUGUAUUUCUUGGAAGUAAAUCUAGAAUACAGAACUGUAUUAAACUGUGAUACGUACUAACUAUUUUACUAUCGUUGCAAAAGCUCAACUUGAAUUUCGAGAUCUCAAUGAUGAUUCGCUCUUGUGUUGAUUAUGAACGUUUUUAGCGUGCAAUGGUUGUUGUUGUGACAAGGGAGAACGUUGAAGAUUACUCUUCAUGGACAUAACGAUGGCGCCAUUUGCUCAUAUAAUUAAACAAAAUUUGCUAAUUGGCUUGGCUUGGCUGCUGAUGGGCAGUGCAGUGCAGCAGCUACUAGAACUGCAGAUGGUAUUCAACACAGCAAGUCUUCAUAUGCUUGGUGUUUACCACUCAUUUUGGGCGGAGAAAAAAACGUAACCACCCGCUCUACCCCAUUUUCACCACCUGCCCCAAUUUCUGAUGACACCCGAAAUCAAAUCAAAGCCCAAAAGUAGGCAACAAAAAAAGAAUACAAAAGUUUUACAAAGGCUUACAAUUUGGGGCUGGGUGCUCUCAAAGUGCUCUGCAGCAAGUUGUGAAAUUUUGUGAAAACUCAACACUCCAUGGAUAUGCCACGUGACACACAUAUUCGUACAACCGUUUGUACAUGUGCGUUUACAUCCAACAUAGACAUUCAAUUCGGGACAUCUACACAAUUAAAGCAACAGCGAGAGCAAUUUGCUACGAAUUUUUAAAUUCUCUUUAAGACAGAUCUGGUUGUCAGAUUUGCUUCAAUCUGGUUUCUUUGAAAAUGCGGCCACAGAAAAUAAACAUUUCAGCCGUAAUACAAAUACAUAUAUGUGUACACUUUACAGACACGAGAAAAUUUAAGAACGAACAAGAAAUGUUCAAAUACAAAAAAUAUUGAAAUGCAACCAAACAUUUUGCUUAUAUGAUUAUGCAAUCGCUUCAGAUAAUGUGUUCAAAAGAAAUGAAUUCGUAGAAUAAUAUUCUAGGGCUGGUAUUAAUAGCUGCCUUUAAAUAUAAUGUUGCGUGGAAUCAAUUUCCUAAAUAGAUAAUAUAUAAAAGUAAUAUUUGUAAUCCAAUUUAAUACAAUAUCUUCCUGGAAAGCGACUGCGUUCUACUAACUUGCUAAAUAAAAAUUAUAUUUAUUUUACAAUGAUAUUAAACUAUUUACAUUCCUUUUCGUAUUAUCGAGAGCUUAUAUGAGGUUUUAUUUUUAAAGGGAGCCAUAUCGAGUGAAUUAGAAGGGAGGCAAUUACGUACAUAUUAACUUGAACUGAAUACCUAUUGCUUUUCUAUUGUAUUACCUUUCGUAGUUAACGUCUAAAUACAUAAGUCCAACAACAACUGACUCUGCGAAUAUAGGAAGCGUUUGUGACCGAAAACGAAAAGCGAAAUAAAAAUACCAAAAGAGGCAAAGAAAUUGGCGAACAUAGCGAAAUUGCAAUUUCUGUAAGUGUGAGAGAGUGUGUGUUUGUAGCUGAAGCUGUAUUUGUGUUUGUGUGCAGCUGCUCCCCGAGUCAAAGGUCAAAAUUCGUAUGAAAAUGAAGCAAGCUAACCUAAAUGGAAUGCCAACGUCGGUCGUCACUGUCUUCAAUGUCAUGUCAUCCAAGCAGUUCUCUAAGGCUAGUCGUGCAGCACAUUCAACAGCGACAGCAACAGCAACAGCAGCUUCUACUUCUGCUUCUGCUCGUGCCACUGGACCUCUCUUUACGCUAAUGCUGCUGGCCACCAUCUUGUGUUGCAUCAGCAACUUUGGACUUGUCGAAGGUCUGAAGUGCCACAUGUGCGGACAGUACAAUGAAGGCGUAGGUUCCAUUACCCCAUGUACAAACUAUUCCAAGGAGAUUGAGCAUCUUUAUCUCAAGGAAUGCACCAAGAGAACUGAGAAGUUUUGUGUGAAAUAUGUGAGUGAAUUGUCAACAGUGCGUGAUUGUGCAACUGAAUGCGUUGAGAAGGAAAUUUGGGAAACCCAAACAUAUUGUUGCACAGAGGAUGGCUGCAAUUCUGGUGGACACUUAAAGUAUUCUAUCUUGCUAUUGGUCUUCCCAUUGCUUAACUUAAUUUGGUUAACUAUUGACAACUUCUAAGCCUUUCGAUCAAAAACAAAAUUCUUAGUUAAAUUCACAUUUUGUUAAUUUUAUAUAGACGCAUAUUAGAAAUUAUCUUUUUUCAUAAAAGAUUUUCUGUAAACGGGACCUAAAGAAGCAAAAAGUAUUAACAAAUAAUUAUUUAAAUAUUAAUUUUAAUCAACGAAGCAGUAAUACUUUUGCGCAAGUAACUCAAUGUGUUUGUAUUCAUUUUAAAGUCUUCCCAAAUGCAAAACUAUAAUGGUAUAGAUACCAUUUUAAUAUUUAAAUUAUAAGCAAGAUACAACAAAAUUAUACCAAUUAUACAAUGGGCCCUCAAUUGAAUGUGGAGCUCUAAUAAGCUAACCAUAUACAAAGCUUAAAAUUGAAAAUUUUACUAAGUAUACCAAUCAAAACUCUAAAUCAAUGUUUAUUUUAUUAUUAAAUGCUACAAAAUUAAUAAUAAUAUAAAACUGAUUAUCCUGUUAAAAUAUGAAUAUAUAAACUUAACUGCUAUUGAGAAUAGUUGCUAUUAUAAAGCUACUAGUAUUAUACCAAUUAGUUUUUUCAACUAUAAAAAUUGUGUAGUAAUGGAGUUGAAAAUUAGGGUUUGAAAAAUAGAAAUAGAUAAUGUUAAUCAUAGCAAAUAUUGCAUUAAUUCGUGUGUGCUAAUUUCUGAGUUCUUUUUGAAAUGGAAAAGCUUUGAGCCGAUAUUUGUAACAGAAGAAUGAAAGCACUAUUUAAUAUACAGUUACUAUAUUAUUUAAUGAAAUUAAUAAAUUAACCCCGUUUAGAGAUUUUUUCGAUAAUUCAAGCAAUUUACUUUAAUAGACGGACCUAUGAAGCUGUAGUCCCUAAAACUACCUUCGUUGCCAACUGUAUUUAGUAAACUCUGCUAAGAAGCAUCAAAUUUACAAACAAACUCAAAAACGUUAACUUAUGCAUUCAAAAUAUAUGCGCGAAGUGUUUGGUACAUUUUCAACAUAAGCUCGACUCGCAACUCACAACACAUCGUUCACGUUCAAAACCAUAUUUACGUUUAUUUUGAAUUAUAAUUUGAUAACUUUAUUUUAAAAACAAGAAAGAAAGCUGUAAGAUACCCUCAUGAAAAUCGUUCCAUCUACCCAUAGGGUAGAAGCAUAAUAUAAUUUUGUGCUUGUAUGUAACAGGCAGAAGAAGGCAUCUCCGACACUAUAAAGUAUAUAUGUUUCUGAACAGCGUCAACAGCCGAGACGAUAUAGUCAUUCCGUUCGUCCGUCUGUCUGUCUGUCCGUCUGUCCGUAUGAAACACUGGAUCUCAGAGACUAUAAGAGAUAGAGCUUUAUUUCUUUUUCGACAGCGUUUGUUAAGUUUAAACGCAGAUCAGGUUUGAUAAAAAUUUUGCCACGCCCACUUCCGCCCCGCAAAUACACAAAAAUCGAAUAACAAGCGUAAUUAUAAAGCCUAAGCGAUAAUGGAACAUACAAUAAUAGCAAUAUUAUUAGUUAUUUCUGAAAAUUUGGUUGCGAAGAGAUAAACAUUGUCGAAGUUAUUUAAGGAAUACUAUUGUAUUGGAAAAAUUCUUACUUGCUUUGUCUGACAAUCUGGUUUAUUUUGGUAUUUCAAUGGUAUAUUUGGAAUGUGGUACUAUGUCAAUGUACCAAAUAUAGCCUCAGAUAUAUUUUUAGUAUUUUGAGAUAUACUAAUUUUGUAUAUUUCAAAAUUAAUACUGUCCUUUUUCGAUUUUUCUCAUAAUAGCUAGUUGGUAUUUUACAGUCGAGCACACUCGACUGUAUAAUUCUUACUUGUUUUUAGUGUACCCAUUGUGAAAUACAAAAUACUAAAUUUAACAUACUUAUAAUAUAUAUGUUAAACUUCUGAAAACUUAAUUCAAUUUCACACAACAAUAAAAGCGUACCCAAAAACAACCUUAUGCAUUUUUUGAAUUAUGUUUAAAUAUAUUGCUUUUUUUUGUUACGAUUAUAUUCUGGUUAGUACUGCAUGCAUAAAAUAAGUUAUUACUAAUGCUCAUCUAGA